Messenger RNA from Paramecium primaurelia, 390 nucleotides. NCBI's taxonomy places the organism in Eukaryota, Ciliophora, Oligohymenophorea, Peniculida, Parameciidae. The record is from the annotation of a GenBank genome assembly.
UGGAUUAUAAAUGAUUGAUGAUUAUCAUAUUUAAUUGGAAAUAUAUCCAUUAGAAGUAUGAUAGUAAUACAGAAUUCUAUUAUUAAUCUUAAUAGAAAAUCAAAUAUAUAUUAUUUACUUUUUCCUUAUAAUUAAGAUCAGUUAAAUAUAAUACUCUUUUUCUAAGAUAUAUAUAAAUAUUUAGAUAAUUGUGAUUAAUAAUUAAUAAAUUUGAGUUAUACUUANUAUCAGAUUUAUGUAAAUAAUCUAUAGAAUCAUUAUUUUAAUUACUAUAAUCUACAUAUUAUAAUAAAUCGAUUACUUUAUAUUUGUAUAUUAUUUUUUAUUAAACAAAAGGAUAUCUGAAUUGUAAAUGCAUUAUCAAGAUUUAUAUAAAAUAUAUGGCAAAUA